Messenger RNA from Purpureocillium lilacinum, 963 nucleotides. Its product is annotated as mitochondrial thiamine pyrophosphate transporter. The record is from RefSeq and is a predicted model, not a curated record. NCBI's taxonomy places the organism in Eukaryota, Fungi, Ascomycota, Sordariomycetes, Hypocreales, Ophiocordycipitaceae. Gene Ontology annotation, cellular component: mitochondrial inner membrane. Gene Ontology annotation, biological process: thiamine pyrophosphate transmembrane transport. Gene Ontology annotation, molecular function: thiamine transmembrane transporter activity.
AUGUCGGCACGACAAGGUCGCCUCAAAGAUGAGGGUACCAAGCUCCAGGUCGUCUCGGCCGGCGCCGUAGCCGGCUUGGUAUCUCGAUUCGUCAUCGCGCCCCUAGACGUCGUCAAGAUCCGCCUCCAGCUCCAACCAUAUUCCCUAUCCGACCCGCUCCUACCCUUACGCGACGCCCCGGCCUAUCGGGGCACCUUCGCCACCCUCAAGCACAUCAUCAGUCAUGAGGGCUUCACUGCGUUGUGGAAAGGCAACGUCCCCGCCGAGAUGAUGUAUGUUUGCUACACCGCCGUCCAGUUUACCACGUACCGUUCGGCGACACUCUUCCUCCAAACUGCCCUGCCUACACGCCUCCCGGACGCCGCCGAGAGCUUCAUCGCGGGUGCGGCCUCGGGCGCCGCGGCCACCACCGCGACAUACCCUCUCGACCUUUUGCGGACACGCUUCGCCGCACAAGGCCGGCGGCGGAUCUAUGGGUCACUGCGGGCGGCCACGUGGAACAUUUAUCGAGACGAGGGGUUCCGAGGCUUCUACCGCGGCCUGGCCCCCGCUGUGGGCCAGAUAAUACCGUUCAUGGGCAUCUUCUUCGUCACGUACGAGGGUCUUCGGGUGCGGCUCGCCGACUAUCACAUGCCUUGGGGGAGCGGCGAUGCCACUGCCGGCAUCGUGGGCAGCGUCAUCGCCAAGACGGCCGUCUUCCCGCUCGACCUGGUACGGAAGCGCAUCCAGGUCCAGGGUCCUACGCGACGCCACUACGUCUACAACGACAUUCCUGAGUAUACCACGGCGCUGCGCGCAAUCAGAACGAUUGCGCAGACGGAGGGCUUCAGGGGACUGUACAAGGGGUUGCCCAUCAGCCUCAUCAAGACGGCGCCUGUUAGCGCCAUCACACUGUGGACGUACGAGCGCACCCUGAAGUUCAUGAUCAACUUUGAUUCGCGCCGUGAGACGCUACCAUUAUAG